This is a messenger RNA of Paramecium tetraurelia, 726 nucleotides long. RefSeq lists its product as uncharacterized. The transcript has a single exon. The record is from RefSeq and is a predicted model, not a curated record. NCBI's taxonomy places the organism in Eukaryota, Ciliophora, Oligohymenophorea, Peniculida, Parameciidae.
AUGCUGCCUUUACCACUAUAGACUCUGAAAAUGCCAAAGUUAGAUUUAAUGGAUUUAAUUGAACAAGGAUUCGGGUAAAAUAUGAGUUUAUACUCUGAAAUUCCUUCAGAGCUUCAAUAUUGCCAAUUUCAUAAGUAUAAUUAAAAAAAUGAUGAAUGCAUGAUUUUUAAGGAAGAUUACUCACUUUACAUGUAUGCGAAAAAAUACAAAAAUAUUUGGCAAAUUUACACAAGAGAUCCAUCAGAUUCAUAAUUUGAUAAGGAGAAUUUCUAAUGGACCUUGAAAAUUUAAGAUGAUGUUUUCAGUCUUUGGAAGAGACCUAAUGAAUUGAUUUCUGUAGUCAAGAUAAUCCAUUGUAAUAAUUAUGCUGAAUCAUAUAAUCGAAUGCGUUUGUUGAUUACUCAUGAAAAAAUAAAGACAGUGCCUGUACUGUUUGAUGCAGAUUACUAUCCAUAAGGUUGUGAUUACAUUUCAACUAUUCCUCCAAUAUAUAAUUCGAAGAAUAGACUGUGGCAUAUGCAGGAUUCAGAAAGAAUGGAAAAAGCUAGCAAAAGGAAUUUUUUGUUAGGUUUGCACUGCAAUGAGGAGAAGAAAUAGGUCCUUAAAAUGGGUAAGAUUUAAACAGGAGUGUUCAUAGUGGAUUUUAGGGCACCUAUAAAUUUUGUGACAGCUUUUAGUGUUGCUUUAGCCACAUGUGAGCUAAAGUCAAGGAUAAGAGAGUAAUGA